UUCUUGUGGGUACAUAUACAGAUACCUAUCAACAUUGUAUCUCAGAGCUUCUUUAAAGAGAAGUUUAGCAAACAAGAAGUUAGCAGAAGGAGAAGAGGAAUUACAAGGUUCUGUCUUCUCAAUUGGGAAGUCAACAGAUUCUGCUGAGGCUUGAUUCAGUUUUUCUCUUUUGUCUUUCCCACGUUUUCUCUGGAAACCAAACAAGGGGGUUUGGUGGUGGUUAUCUGGAGCUGGAUCUUAAAUGAGAAGUUAGGGAUUUUGUAGAAAUCAUAUGGCAUGCCAGGUUAUGCACUCAUGGACAUUUAUUGGGUUAGUGGGUGCUUUUCUUGAUCUUGCUAUUGCAUAUCUACUGCUCUGUGCAUCAACUCUUGCGUUUUUUGCAUCAAAAUUUCUGGGUUUCUUUGGAUUAAGUUUACCAUGCCCUUGUAAUGGCUUGUUUGGUUCCCCCAAUAGCAAUUACUGCGUGCAGAGGUUUUUAGUUGAUUACCCAGUAGAGUCGGUCUCUUCGGUCCAACUGUCUGUGAAGAGCAAGUUCCCUUUCGAUUCUAUUUGGCCAAAAGACCGUGACUACCAAUUGAAUUUGAAGUUGGUUAGAGAUAGAGACAAAAACUGUGUAAAUGGUUUUUUGGAAAUGGAAGGCGAGCCGUCAUGUAGUUCGAUGUCGGGUGCCAAUGUGGGGAAGAGGGACUUGGUUCUGAGGAAUGAAUCUGCCAAGGGGAUUGAUGCAGGGAAUGAAUUAGUCCAUGUUAAAGAAGGAAGGUUUGAUAUUAAGGGGAAGGGGAUUGUAAAUCAGAGGCCAAGCAGCCGUCUUAGGAGGCGGCGGAAAAUUUGUGCAGAUUAUGCAAAAGUUUCUCCUGUAUUGAGUAUGGACCCUUCUAGUGGAGAUGCUGAGUCACAUUCAAGCAUUAAUCAGAUUGGUAACAAGGCCAUUGAAUGCAGAUCGCUGCCUGUUGAUUCUGGAGCUGGUGCUGAUCGCCUUAACAAUGAUGAUGAAGUUCUGAGUAUUACAAACGUUGAUGAGAAAGCAUCACAAGGUGUUGAGUUUAGCGAACCACUGUAUGAAUAUCAGCCAUAUGAGGGAAAUGAAUCAUCUUUUGAAGAGAUAAAGAGUAAUGUGCAAAUACAGCUGGGUUAUGAUGGUAAUGAGCAAAACACCAUAAGAAUAUUGAAGCAAGCGCUUGAGGAAGAGCAUGCAGGUCGUGCUGCUCUUUUCCUUGAGCUAGAGAAGGAGAGAAGUGCUGCUGCUUCCGCUGCAGAUGAGGCCAUGGCUAUGAUACUGCGUCUACAAGAGGAGAAGGCAUCCGUGGAAAUGGAGGCUCGGCAGUACCAGAGAAUAAUAGAAGAGAAAUCAGCUUAUGACGCUGAAGAAAUGAACAUCCUCAAAGAAAUCCUUGUGAGGAGGGAGUUGGAGAAGCAUUUUUUGGAAAAGGAAGUUGAAGCUUAUAGGCAGAUGUAUAAUAAAAAUGAGCAGUUACCGAAUGAUAUCCCAGAUUUUUUAAACAAACAGAGAGAUGGGCUUGCUUCUUCAUUUGAUAUGGGUGAAGAUCCAUUUCUGAUGCUUCAGCAGCUUAGUGAAUCCAUUGACAUGAAGGAAAUUGUAAAAAAUGAAACUUUAGUCAAUGAGGUCUCAUCUUUUGAGAAGGAAAAAUGUUCAUGGUAUGAAGAAGCUGAUAUUUCAAAGCAGGGAGACCUAGACAACAAGUUUUCACACAUGUCAGGUAGUUCACGAAAACACAAAUUUUCUGAAAAUACCCUUUACUUAGAAAGUGAAGACCAAGAGCAAAAUGAUAAUGCCAAUCUACAAGAAGAAACAGAAACAAAAACUAUUCAAAAUCAUAAUGUAAAUGUUGUAAGUAUUCCAAAUGAUGGUGAAAUUUUGAAGUGGCAUCGAAAUGAUGCAUUUCAGGGUAGCAGAAGUCCUGAAGACAUGAUACUUGAUAUGCAGGCUCAUGCUCAUGAUGUCCAUGUUAUAGAUGGAGGCAAAAAUAAUGAACCACUCUGGGAUAGCGAUGCUUCAAAUGUUCCCCGAAAAAGUGAUGCACAAUUAGAUGCUUCUGUCAUUGAGAGAAAAGAUGGUGUAACCGACUUUCCAAGCUCUAAUUUGUUGGACACCAAGCCAAAUUUCAACAGAAGCAGUAGUUCGAUCAUGACUGCGGGGCUGCCACCUUUGGGUGGCUCAUCGUGCAAAUUUACUACUUCUGAUCUGCGGAGAAGUUCCAUGUCAGCUGUUGAUAAUGAAAGGUUGAAAAUUGACACGGAAGUGGAGUGGCUCAGAGAAAAGUUGAGAAUUGUGCAAGAAGGAAGAGAGAAACUUAAUUUCUCUAUGGAGCCUGUUGAAAGGGAAAAGCUUCAACUGCAACUUCUUGAAGAUAUAACGCGCCAACUUAGAGAGAUUCGACAGCUAACAGAACCAAGAAAGGCUGUGCGCCAGACUUCUUUGCCACUACCAUUCUCCAAGGUUGUGUCAAAGAAGAAGCGCUGUCGAAGUGUGUCUAUAGGAGUUCACAAAAGCUCGUAAGGUACCCCGAGUUUGUUAGUCCUUCAGGAAUGGCUAUCUGAGGUUCCGUAUUGGUUGUCUUCCAAUAUUUUGAGUUCGAUCCAAGUCUGCUGGAUUGGUUGAACAGCAAUGUUCUCUUUCACAGAAGCCUCAUGAUCAAUUUUGUCAGAGGUGGGCAGUUUUGCUGGAUCAUUUUCUCCGGAGGCCAAAUUGCUGUGAAUCAGGUAGAUAGGAAACGUUUUUUCUCUUUGUUUUUGUGCAGUAAUCCGUUCUCGUCAAAUUAUGUAGUAGCUUUGUAGUCGUUCCACUCUGCAAAUAGACAUUUGUGGAUAACAUGUAUCUCUCUCUCUCUCUCUCUCUCUCUCUCUCUCUCUCUCUCUCUCUCUGCAUUCAAUUUGUUGUAUGGAGUAUAAAGUUGGUGAAUGAAGCCGGAGUGUUAUGACCAGAUUGCAAAAAAAGAUGAUUUUGCUACUGUGAAUGAUGACCAGCUUGCAUUUGUUCCUUGUCU
Rhododendron vialii is the source of this 3005-nucleotide messenger RNA. Its product is annotated as probable myosin-binding protein 5. The coding region runs from base 272 to 2518 and encodes 748 amino acids. The record is from RefSeq and is a predicted model, not a curated record. The transcript is spliced from 5 exons. NCBI's taxonomy places the organism in Eukaryota, Viridiplantae, Streptophyta, Magnoliopsida, Ericales, Ericaceae.